CUUAAGGUAUUCAAUAGCAUCUGGUUUUCACUCUGUUCUUUUGAUUGUAGAUCUAUAUGUUUUCUUUCACUUUGUUCUUUUCAUUGUAUAAUCAGGCUCAGCAUGCAGUCAGCACUAAUCAACCACAAAAUUCAUUUAAGAAAUAUGAUUCUUAAUACCAAUCAUUCUUGUGUGGUAUAGCUAUAUAAACUGGAAUGGAUCCAUCUAACAGUAUACUGUUUUGUUUUCAAGGGAUGUAUUUAAUUUUCAGUCUCAGUCUCUAGUAAGUUCAGAAUCUACUGAGUAAUGUAUGCUAUAUAGAUCUAUGCAGAUAUGGUGUGUUUAGCUAUUGAACAAAGAGGGAAAUUAGGCAAGUUUUUUAUCACACAUGCCGUUAUGGUUUAUUUUUGCAGCCAUUCAGUUGACAUCCAGCAGUGGUGAUGGUGCGGUAUGUCCAAAUGACCCUGUUGUCUUCACCUGCUCCGUUAGUGGAACUGUUCUACAAUGGAUAGCUGAUCCUCCACCUGGCUAUAUCGUAUCUGGGUAGGUGACACAACUUUUAUUCUCUAUUUCUGGUACUCUACUGCCUGCUGGAGUUGAAGGAUUCAUGUUUCAAGCUGCUGUAACGAAUACAAGUAAUGGUACUCUUACCUCCACUCUCACUACCAUCACUGAGGUGUCCAUGCUGAAUGGCAGUGUUGUCACAUGUUCCAGCGGUGGAACAAUGGAGUCACGAUCAAUCACAGUGGCCGAGCCUCCAUUGUCUCCAUCAACUCCAAUAUUGGCUUCACAACAUAAUGUAGUCAGUUCCUCUAUUAUCACUCUGGACUGGGACUCCCCCUCUUCUACUGGUGGUGUGUCUGUCACUCAACUAUGUCCUCAUUAUCUCCCCAAACCUUUCUCCGGGUCACCAGUCACCGUGGAGACCACCUCAGCACAGAUAACUGUCUCCUACAACACACUCUACAAUGUGACCAUCAGAGCUGUUAAUUGUGUUGGAAUGAGUGAUGCCUCAAUGUUGGUUACUAUACCGUCCAUAGUUGCCUGUCCCUCUUCCCUCUCUGCUGCUAGUGGGGUGGUAAACAUCCAGAUACCCCGUGUAUACUACUGUGCAUGGGCUCCACACUUACCUUCACUUGUUCUGAAGAUAAUCAGAUGAGAACCUCCAUCUGUGGCAGUGAUGGAAGGUGGAAUCCUGACCCAAAGGAGUUUUUGUGUCCAACAAUGUGAUAUAUUUUUUGAUUGUUCUCUUACAGAACCCCCAGUGACCUGUCCAGUUCACGGAGCUCCCUCUAUGGGUAGUGUGAACACUAGUGGUCAGUCUUAAUUACACAAAGGGGUGACAGGAGGUCACAUAUCAGUGCAAUGAUGAACUGUUCCCCAUAGGUAUUCUGAUUGCCACUUGCGCAAGAGACGAACAAAAUGUAGUGUGGGAGCCUACCCCCAGUACGGUGGUGUGCAGGACAGUUCCAGACCAGUAUUUCAUUGUUGCUGCAAUUCUUGGAUUCCUCACUGGACUCCUAGUGAUGCACCU
This is a messenger RNA of Halichondria panicea, 1513 nucleotides long. RefSeq lists its product as uncharacterized. Bases 587 to 1138 code for a protein of 183 amino acids. The record is from RefSeq and is a predicted model, not a curated record. NCBI's taxonomy places the organism in Eukaryota, Metazoa, Porifera, Demospongiae, Suberitida, Halichondriidae. The transcript is spliced from 3 exons. Gene Ontology annotation, molecular function: protein binding.